ACUCAUCAAUCAGUGUUAGAUUUUGUUUUGUUUUUGUUUUUUUCUGACGGUAAACUAACAUAGAUCAACAACAUGCUCAGACGGAUACUGCAAAUGACUCCUGGGAAGGGGGGGGCACAGAACUCAGAAGCAGAGCAGCCCUCUGCUGAUAUGAACAGUGAGACAUCAGAGGGCUUUAUUUGUCCACAGUGUAUGAAGUCUCACAACUCGGCCGAGGAGCUGUUUAAACAUUAUGAAGUGUACCACGAGAGCGCCGAUCAGCCGUCUCAUCUCGGCCCUGGCCGGGAAGACCUAGCCCUCUUAAGACAGGAAGUUCAGGAUUUGCAGGCAUCACUGAAGGAGGAGCGAUGGUUUUCUGGGGAACUGAAGAAAGAGCUUGACAAAGUUCAAGGACAGCUUAAGCAAGGUCCACACAGUGAUGGUCAAGUAGAUGAAUCAGAGUUGGAGAUGAAGCUUCAUGAAGCUGAGACAGAAAAAUUUAACAUUAAGCAAAUGAAGGACUUGUUUGAGCAAAAAGCUGCCCAGCUAGCCACUGAGAUUGUAGAUAUCAAAUCCCGUUAUGAUGAGGAGAAAAGCCUGAGAGAGGCUGCGGAGCAGAGAGUCUCCAGUCUGAACGAGGACCUGCAGAGAGAGAGACAGGAGAAAGAAAAACUCGCCACGGAGCUGCUCCAGAGGCCUGGGGUUGAAGACGUUGAGGUAUUGAAGAAGGAGCUAGUGCAGGUCCAGACUCUAAUGGACAGCAUGACUCGCGAGAGAGAAGAGGAGUCAGAGCGCCUCAAGAGUCAAUACGAACAACUGCAGGCUAACUUUACUAGCUCAGAGACAACAAUCUCCCAGUUGAAGGCAGAACUGGAGAAAGGCCCGCAGGAGGCAGCAGUGUACACCCAACAGAUUCAUCAACUGCAGAGCAACCUUAACAACCUGCAGCAACAGAGUCAGUUGUUGUCCGAGAAGCUGGGUCGUAAAGAGAAGGAGAACCAGGAUUUGGAGGAGCGCCUGGAUUCGGAGCAAGCUGCUAAAAAAGCCCUUCAGACAAGCUUGCACCAGCGGGAGCUGGAGCUGCAGGAGAUCCAGGCCAAGGCCACGGCGGCAGAUGCCUCUUUGGGCCGGACCCAGGCUGAGCUGGGGGAGCGUGGGGAAGAGGUGGCGCGGCUCCGGGGGGAGUUGAGCGAGCUGGAGGCGAAGCUGCAGGAGCUGAAGGCGGAGAGGAAACAGCUCCAACAGCAGAGAGAGGAGAGAGAGAGCCAGGGGCUGCAGCAACAGAGUGAGAUCAGCCAGCUCCAUGCCAAGCUGUUGGAGGCAGAGAGGCAGCUGGGAGAACUGCAGGGCAGGCUGAAGGAACAGAGACAGCUCUCAGGAGAGAAACUCAAAGACAGAGAGCAACAGGCAGCAGACCUGCAACUCAAACUCUCCCGUCUGGAGGAACAGUUGAAGGAGAGCACCAGUAAGUCGACCGAUCUGCAGCAUCAGUUAGAGAAAGCCAAACAGCAGCAUCAGGAGAUACAGACAUUACAACAGACCACCAACGGCAAACUGAGAGAAGCCCAGAACGACUUGGAGCAGGUGCUGCGUCAGAUCGGCGAUAAGGACCAGAAGAUCCAGAACCUGGAGGCCUUGCUGCAGAAGAGUAAAGACAGUGUGAGUCAGCUGGAGGCAGAGAGAGAGGACCUGUGUGCCAAAAUCCAGGCAGGAGAGGGAGAGGCAGCCGUACUCAACCAGCUCCAGGAGAAGAACCACUCGCUGCAGGAGCAGAUUGCACAGUUGACAGAGAAGCUAAAGAACCAAUCAGAGAGCCAUAAACAGGCCCAGGACAACCUGCAUGAGCAGGUGCAGGAGCAGAAGACUCAUCUGCGUUCAGCGCAAGACCGCUGCCAGACUCUAGAGGGCACCAUCGCUGAGCUUAACACCCAGCUCACUGAGAGCAAGGAGAAAGUGGCCCAGCUUGAUACUCAGCUGAAAGCUAAGACGGAGAUGCUGCUGUCUGCGGAGGCAGCCAAGAAUGCUCAGAGGGCAGAUCUACAGAACCACCUAGAGACAGCCCAGCAUGCACUGCAGGACAAACAACAAGAGCUGAGUAAGAGUCAGGCCCAGCUGGAGGAGCAGGGUCGCAGGCUGCAGGACAAACUGGAGCAGUGUGCCCAGCUGGAGAACAGUCUCAAAGAGAGCAAAGACAAACUACUGAGCUGCGAGCAGAGGAUGGAACACCUGGAGAGUCAGGCCAAAAAAACGGAGACAGAGCUGAUGGAAAUGCGUUCUGGGAAGGAUCAAGCCCAGAAGGAGCAGCAGAAGCUUCAGGCACAGAUCACUGAGCAGGAAAAGAAAAUAAAAGAACUCAGCCAUUUACUGGACAAAGAGAAACAGGGAGUGGCCACAUUGCAGGAGGAAUUGAAGAAGAAAGCAUCAGCUCUGAAGGACACGCAGCAGCAGCUGAAGAAGAUCCAACAGGAGAAGACAGGCCUGCAGGGGAACCUGGACAAGCUGACCCAGGAAAGGCAGAGUCAGCAGGCAGAGCUAGACAAGAAAGUCCAAGGCUUGACCACGGAGCUCCAAAAAGUCCAGCAGGAGAAAGAGACCCAGGCCAAAGAGCUGGCCGCUGUGAAAGAGAAUCUGGGUAAAGCCUCCAAAGCCCUAAAGGAGGGCCAGACCCAGCUGGAGAAGGAGAAGAAGAGCAACAAGGCAGCCUUGGAGGAAAAGGAGAAGUCUCAUCAGAAGAUCCAGCAGGAACUGAAGAAGACUGCUGAAGCCACAGCUAAAGAGCUUAGUGAGGUCAAAGGUCAACUGGAGAAGAUGACUGAGGCAGAGAAGGGGCUCAAAUCCCAGCUGACUGCGUUGACUGCGCAGCUGACGCAGACCCAGGAGGCUCUUAAAGAGAAGGAAAAGGGGACGGAGCAACUGCGGGCACAGUUAAAGACAGCACAGGGGUCCUUCAGCCAGGAAAAGAAGAAACUGGAGACUCAAGUGUCUGAACUGCAGGCUUCUCACACCAAGAAGACAGAGGAGGAGACCAAGCUGAAGGAGCGGAUAGCAGAGCUGUCAAAAGAGCUGAGUUCAGAGCAGAGCCGCAGCGCAGAGCUGCAGAAGAGCCUGGAGGGCACAAAGGAAAGCCUGGCUAAACUACAGUCAGACUAUUACGGCAAAGAGUCCGAAGUCUCGGCCAUACGCCAAGACCUCAAGGUUUGCGAGGAGAAACUGGCUCUGGCCCAAGAGGAGCUGGUGACCAAGCGAAACCUACUGACCAACCACGAGACUGAGAUCCAGGAGCUGAAGGCAAAACGCACAUCCCUGGAGCAAGAAGUUCACGGGCGAGAGGAAAAGCUUCGUCAGCAGGAGGAGGCCAUGAAAAAGCUCCAGAAACAGCAGGAGCUGACUCAGGAGGAUCUGAAGAAGGAGAGGAGUCAGAUCGAGGAGCUUAAGGGGGUUAGAGACUCUUUGGAGAAAGACAGGAGUCGACUGACCGCUGAACUGAAAGCUCUGGGAGAGAAGACUGAAAAAGAGCUGAAGGAGCUGCAGGCAGCGAAGCAGCUGUUGAUUCAGCAGAAACUGGAGAUUCAGGGACGAGUGGAGGCAGCCCAGUCCGCCCUGGAGCAGGAACAGAAAGAUCACCAGAAGACACGAGAAUCCAUCACUCACACCGAGCAGAAACUCAGAGCAGAGACGGAGAAAGUCCAACAGCAACUGGCUUUGGAGGUGAAGGCUAAAGAAGAAUUGGAGAAGAAAAGGGAAGAAAGCGAGACCAUGCUGAACAUGCAGGUGACGGCCCUGAACGAGAACGUGGCCACGCUGAAGCGGGAAUGGCAGGGAAGCCAGCGGCGGGUGGGAGAGCUGGAGAAACAGACGGAUGAGCUGAGAGGAGAGAUAGCCGUCCUGGAAGCCACGGUUCAGAACAACCAGGACGAGAGGCGUGCGCUGCUGGAGAGGUGUGUGAAAGGGGAGGGUGAAAUAGAGAAGCUACAGGCUAAAGUAGUGGAGAUGCGGCGGAAGCUAGACGACACAACAGCGGCCAUGCAGGAGCUGGGCAGAGAGAACCAGUCUCUACAGAUUAAACAAUCACAGACCCUCACACGGAAGUGGGCAGAGGAUCACGAAGUACAGAACUGCAUGUCGUGUGGAAAGGGUUUCUCUGUCACUGUCAGAAAGCACCACUGCAGACACUGCGGCAACAUCUUCUGCGCGGAAUGCUCGGCCCGUAGUGCGCUCACGCCGUCUUCCAAGAAACCCGUGCGCGUGUGUGACACCUGCUUCGACGAGCUUCAGGGCUGACACCUGUUAGUCCGCCUCCUCCUCCUCCUCCUCCUUCUCCUCCCUCUCCUCCACCUCCCCCCAGUCCUCCGUGCUCCCUUCUUUUCUACCUGCGCUCAUUCUGAUCCGUCAGACGCGGAGAGAAGAUCCAAACCUGACUUCGCUGUAAGGGGCCGGGUUUGACCCGAGGUUCGAUGGAGGGUCGGUGGGGGGGGCAGGACAACAGGGACCGCUGUAGGACGCUCUGGUUUUUUGGGCCGCCGUGCCGGUCUCGCCUGAUCGGCUGGGCCAGAGCGGCACCUCAUCCAGAGGAACCCCCCUCGUGUGCAGCAGUGCCUUUGCAGCUCCAGAGGUGGCAUAAACCCGGGCAGGGUCUAAAAGGAACAGACUGGCACAGCAGAGACCCUCUGUAUAUACACAUAUAGUUUAUGCCAUGAUAGAUAUGAAAUUUUAUACGGGGGCUUUUAAGGGUGAAGUUGAUCGUUGAGAGAAUGCAGCUGGACUCAUUGUUGUUUUAGUUUUAGUUUUUUUUUUUAAAGGAGCUGGCCAGAACCAAAGACAGUGUCUGAGAAGUGUCAAAGGCCCACAGUCUCUUUAUGGUUUUGAGGAGGUAGAGGCGAAACCUAAUUUCUGAAGCCUUUUUGUUUUUGUUUUUGUUUUUUUCUUGGUGAACUUGAGUUCAUUUAUCUAGAGUAGUUAGUUCUUCUGAAACUUUCUGAAACAGCCUGUUUUUGAAGGUUUCAGAGGUUUGACUUUGCUUUGGCUCAUCCAGGCCUGUAAAAUGAGUUUGAAAUCUGAAAAUCACUUCUCCAGUGCUGCUCAUCCUUUCAUUCAGAGGAAACACUUCAUUUUUUUUUUUUUCAUUUUGUAUUUUUAUUUUAGAUUCGUUUCUUUUACUAAGAAAUCAAUGCUUUAUUCACAGAAUAUGCAGGCCUAUAAAAUAAGUGCAAAACCUUUUUUUUUUUUUUGGUUGUUGUUUAAUUUUCAUUGUUCAUUGCACAGAAUCAUAUGAACUACAAACAUUUGGUUUGUUUGUGUGAGUGUGUGUGAGUGUGUGUGUGUGUGUGUGGAG
This is a messenger RNA of Chanos chanos (milkfish), 5311 nucleotides long. RefSeq names its product early endosome antigen 1 (gene eea1). Gene Ontology annotation, cellular component: early endosome. Lineage: Eukaryota; Metazoa; Chordata; Actinopteri; Gonorynchiformes; Chanidae. Bases 73 to 4260 code for a protein of 1395 amino acids. The record is from RefSeq and is a predicted model, not a curated record. Gene Ontology annotation, biological process: endocytosis. The transcript is spliced from 29 exons. Gene Ontology annotation, molecular function: 1-phosphatidylinositol binding; metal ion binding.